AUGGGUGGCUUUUACUCCAAAGCUCCAGACGAGGUCCGAGAAUACACAUUAUCUUUGAUCCAAAGAACUCAAAAUCUGGGGCAGCUUCGAAACUUGCAGAUCGAAGGAGAUAUGUGGGAUGAAACUGGAGGUAUCUCUUUGGCAGAAACUGUGAAAUGUAUCAAUUCCUCCUCCCUCGAGACAUUAGAAGUCUCUGCGGCGGGACUUUCGGACACUUCUGCCCUCUCUGAGAUGCUUCUUCCACAUAAAUCUCGAUCUGCAUCAUUCAAGUCCGUGAAGCUAAGGGGCUGCAAAGACUACCCCGAGGCCAUAGCGGCACUCAUUCAUUGGCCUAAGGAGCUUGUUCACUUUACCAUCAACACCUCAGGAAGCUUUGUCUCGGACAUGAACCUUCAUGAUAUUGGCAUGUGUCUCUCCAUUCACAAAGAGACGCUCAAAACCAUUUACAUUGACCUUUUGGGAUUCCCCCACGGACUAUCCUUUAAUGCAUCCAACUUCCCCUUGCUGGAAGUUCUUCGGCUGUCGCGGACCCAGAUAUGUGAGGACCCGUGGAACCGAAAAUUUGAAUGGGACCCAAUUUAUGCGGACCUGAUACUCGGUCCAAGUCUGCAUACGUUUGGACUAGUGUUCGGCGUCAUGGGCCACAGUUUAAUCAACAACUGGGGACACAUGGAGGAAGAAUGGAUCCGACAGCUUGCAAUAGCUGCAUGGAAGCGCAAGGCACCAUUGAAAACGAUCGAGAUCACUUUUUCUCCCGUCAGCCCAUACCCUAAUCUUAAACAAGGGACCUAUUCAGACUGGGAUUAUGUGUACCCCUGGGACCGCAUGGAUAAACUUGGGGUCCAGAUCCAGCGGUAUGGACUGUCAUUGGAAUACACGGCUCCACCCUGGACAAAAGAAGAAUGGCUGUCGGAGGUACGUACAUGCAGCUGUCACCAUAGUGUUAUCGCCUUUGAAGGGGUUGAAUAG
Penicillium pulvis is the source of this 969-nucleotide messenger RNA. RefSeq lists its product as uncharacterized. The transcript has 2 exons. The record is from RefSeq and is a predicted model, not a curated record. The coding region runs from base 1 to 969 and encodes 322 amino acids. Lineage: Eukaryota; Fungi; Ascomycota; Eurotiomycetes; Eurotiales; Aspergillaceae.